Arabis nemorensis is the source of this 3186-nucleotide messenger RNA. NCBI's taxonomy places the organism in Eukaryota, Viridiplantae, Streptophyta, Magnoliopsida, Brassicales, Brassicaceae. The record is from the annotation of a GenBank genome assembly.
AUGAAGCUGUGCACUUUUUGUGGCCAAUUCACAUCUCUCUUUGGAACUCAAUUAGUCAAGUACAGUCGGAAAGGGAAGCCUAAGUUCCGCGCAUUCAGACUUUCUCAGGAUGAAAAAGCGUUGAUUUGGUUUUCGCGUGGAGAAGAAAAAGGUUUGAAAUUAUCUGAAGUUUCUCGAAUCGUACCUGGACAAAGAACUGCUGUUUUUAAGAGAUUUUUGCGUCCAGAGAAAGAUCACUUGUCAUUUUCACUUUUAUAUAACAAUAGAGAAAGAUCACUUGAUCUGAUUUGUAAGGACAAAGCAGAGACAGAGGUUUGGUUUGCUGGCCUUAAAUCUUUAAUUGAAAGAAGUCGUAAUAGACGCGCAAGAAGUGAGAUCCCUGAGAUAAAUGACAGUGACUGCUUCUCUGUUGGUCGUCAAUCAAUAGAUUUUAUCCCAAACAAUAUUCCACGAGGUAGAACAUCGAUUGAUUUAAGUUAUCAUAACAGUUCGCCAAUCAAUAUCGGUAGUUCAGAUGUUGGAUAUGAACGUGGAAACAUGUUAAGACCAAGUACGGAUGGUUUUCGGAUUAGUGUCUCAAGCACACCAAGUUGUUCAACUGGGUCUGGUCCAGAUGAUAUAGAAUCAUUAGGUGAUGUAUACGUUUGGGGUGAGGUUUGGAGCGAAGGGAUAUUACCUGAUGGGACUGUUAGUAAAGAGACAGUGAAAACAGAUGUGUUAACUCCAAGACCCUUGGAAUCAAACGUUGUUCUUGAUGUUCAUCAGAUUGUUUGCGGCGUAAGGCACGUCGCGCUUGUGACAAGACAAGGAGAAGUGUUUACUUGGGGAGAAGAAGCUGGAGGUAGGCUUGGACAUGGUAUUCAAGUCGAUAUUAGUCGUCCGAAACUCGUUGAGUUUCUUGCUCUAACCAACAUAGACUUUGUUGCUUGUGGAGAGUAUCAUACUUGUGUUGUUUCGACCUCUGGGGACUUGUUUUCAUGGGGAGAUGGAAUCCACAAUGUUGGGCUUUUAGGACAUGGUAGUGAUAUUAGCCAUUGGAUACCGAAAAGAGUUUCUGGUCCUUUAGAAGGUCUUCAGGUACUCUCUGUUGCGUGUGGCACGUGGCAUUCUGCUUUGGCUACCGCAAAUGGGAAGCUAUUCACUUUUGGUGAUGGUGCGUUUGGCGUUUUGGGACAUGGAAAUAGAGAAAGUUUUUCACAUCCUAAGGAAGUACAAUCGCUAAACGGGUUAAAAACCGUGAAAGUUGCUUGUAGCAUUUGGCAUACGGCAGCGAUUGUCGAGGUUAUGGGUCAGACGGGUACGAGUAUGUCAUCUAGGAAGCUGUUUACUUGGGGUGAUGGUGAUAAAAACAGGUUAGGGCAUGGGAACAAAGAGACCUACUUGCUUCCCACUUGUGUCUCUGCACUUAUUGACUAUAACUUUCAUCAAAUUGCUUGUGGACAUACAUUUACCGUCGCACUCACAACCUCGGGACAUGUUUUUACAAUGGGAGGGACUUCACAUGGUCAACUAGGUAACACAAUCACUGAUGGUAAAUUACCUUGCUUGGUGCAAGAUCGAUUAGUCGGAGAAUUCGUGGAAGAAAUCGCGUGCGGAGACCACCAUGUCGCGGUUUUGACGUCAAGAAGUGAAGUAUUCACAUGGGGGAAAGGUGCUAAUGGAAGAUUAGGACAUGGUGAUAUAGAUGAUAGGAAAACACCAACUUUGGUUGAAGCCUUAAAAGACCGGCAUGUCAAGAGCUUAUCUUGCGGCUCAAACUUUACCUCGAGUAUAUGUAUUCAUAAGUGGGUAUCCGGAGCAGAUCAGUCAAUCUGCUCCGGAUGUCGACAAGCCUUUGGAUUUACUCGAAAGAGACACAAUUGUUAUAACUGUGGUUUAGUCCAUUGUCAUGCUUGUAGUUCAAAGAAAGCUUUAAAAGCAGCAUUAGCUCCAACUCCAGGGAAACCGCAUCGCGUAUGCGAUGCGUGUUACAGCAAACUUAAAGCCGCGGAGUCUGGUUAUAAUUCUACUGCAACAAGGAAUAAUAAUGCAACUCCUGGACGUUCAAUAGAUGGCUCGGUAAGAGUAGAUAAAGAUACAACAAGAUCGUCUAAAGUUCUCUUAUCAACAGAGCCAAUCAAGUCAUCAAGACCUGGAUUCAAACUUGAUUCUUCUAAUGUCCGUGCCUCGCAAGUUCCAUCUCUCCAACAACUUAAAGACAUUGCAUUCCCGAGUUCGCUUACCGCGAUUCAAAAUGCUUUCAAACCUGUUGGUCCUGCCGCUGUUCCACCGCGUCAACUAGCUGGACUAAUGCCUUCGCCUCCACCUGCGAGAUCAUCCUCGCCUUCAAAUGCAAGAUCUUCCUCGCCUUAUGCAAGAAGAACGAGCCCUCCACGCACUUCUGGAUUUUCAAGAAGUGUUAUCGAUAGUUUGAAGAAGACUAACGAAGUUAUGAACCAGGAAAUGACAAAAUUGCAGAGUCAGGUUAAGAAUUUGAAAGAGAAAUGUAAUAAUCAAGGUACAGAUAUCCAAAGAUUCCAAAAAACAGCUAAAGAAGCUUUUGAAUUAGCUGCAAAGCAAUCUUCCAAGCAUAAAGCAGCAACAGAAGCACUUAAAUCUGUUGCAGAACAGUUAAAAGGAUUGAAGGAUAAAUUACCUCCUGAAGUAUCAGAAAGUGAAGCUUUCGAAUCGAUUAACUCUCAAGCUGAAGCUUAUCUAAAUGCAAACAAAGUAUCACACACAUCUUCACUUCUUGCAACUUCGGGACUUGAUCAGCAAGAAACAUCUCCUUCUAAAAACAAACAAGAUCAAAAGACAGAGGAACAAGUAUCACCAAACUCACGUACAUCGAAUUCAUCAAAGCCAAUGCCAAUAAAUACUUCUUCUUCAUCAAGAACAGGUGGAAAAGAAAGUAAAGAACAGUUUGAACCUGGUGUUUAUGUGACUUUCGAGGUAGACAUGAAUGGAAACAAGAUCUUUCGACGAGUUAGAUUUAGUAAAAAGAGAUUUGAUGAGCAUCAAGCAGAAGAUUGGUGGACCAAGAACAAAGAUAGGUUGCUUAAGCAUUAUAGUCYUAAUUCAUCUUCAUCACCAUCAAAUCCAGAGGCUUCUGAUUCACCUAUUGCUCCUCCACCUUCAUCUGAACCACCGUCUGAUCCUUCAGUACCUGAGGAAAGCAACGAAAAGGAACCAGAUUCUGAAGUGUAA